UUUUCCCCACUUGCACUCAAGAAAAAAAUGGCGACGUCUCUAGGCGCUAACACAUACAAUCGACAGAAUUGGGAAGACGCGGAUUUCCCAAUUCUGUGUCAGACGUGUUUGGGAGAGAACCCAUACAUCCGCAUGACCAAAGAGAAGUAUGGCAAAGAAUGCAAGAUUUGUGCUCGUCCAUUCACUGUGUUCCGUUGGUGUCCGGGAACGAGGAUGCGCUUCAAGAAGACAGAGGUGUGUCAGACCUGCAGCAAAAUGAAGAACGUCUGCCAGACUUGUCUGCUGGACCUGGAGUAUGGUUUGCCAAUCCAGGUCAGAGACACCGGGCUGGACAUCAAGGAUGACGUGCCCAAGUCUGACGUGAACAAGGAGUAUUACACACAGAACAUGGAGAGAGAAAUCGGGAACUCUGACGGAACGCGGCCAGUGGGAAUCCUGGGUAAGGCUCCCAGCUCAAGUGAAAUGCUGCUGAAGCUGGCGCGCACCACGCCCUACUACAAGAGGAACAGACCUCAUAUCUGCUCCUUCUGGGUGAAGGGAGAGUGCAAGAGAGGAGAGGAGUGUCCCUACAGGCAUGAGAAGCCCACAGACCCCGACGAUCCUUUGGCAGACCAGAACAUUAAGGAUCGUUACUAUGGUAUCAAUGACCCAGUGGCUGACAAGCUGCUGAAACGGGCCUCCACCAUGCCCAGACUGGACACGCCUGAGGACAAGACCAUCACCACUCUCUACGUAGGGGGGCUGGGAGAUACCAUCUCAGACGCAGAGCUCAGGAAUCACUUCUAUCAGUUUGGGGAGAUCCGUACCACCACCAUUGUCCAGAGGCAGCAGUGUGCCUUCAUCCAGUUUGCCACACGACAGGCUGCCGAGCUUGCUGCUGAGAAGUCCUUCAACAAGCUCAUCAUCAACGGACGCCGGCUCACUGUCAAGUGGGGCAGGUCUCAGGCUGCCCGGGGGAAGGAGGCCAUUAAGGACGGUGUCAGUGAGAUGGGAACCCGACUGGACCCCGUACCAGGUCUGCCCGGAGCUCUCCCCCCACCUCCUGCUUUGGAGGAGGACACUCCUGCUAACUACUUCAACCUGGAGGCAGGCACCUCUCCCAAUGUCAUGAACAUCUCCCUACCCCCUCCGCCUGGCAUCAACCCAUUACCUCCAGGUUUUGGUCCUCCUAUGUUCCACAUGGGUUCGAUGGGUCCCCCUCCUCCCCCUCCAAUGGGCAUGAGACCCCCAGGACACAUCCACUACCCUUCCCAGGACCCCCAGCGUAUGGGAGCCCAUGCUGCGCGUCAUGGCGACUAGAUGCUGUGGAGGUUAUUCGUUAUGCCAAGCAACUCUGGUCUAAAAAGAAUUGCUCUGUGCAGGUGUUGUCCGUGCACACAUCUAGGAUCAGCUUAACCUCCCCAAAUUAUUGCUAUAGUCAAUUGGGAGACAUUUUGAAAACUGACCCUAGAUCGGCUUUCAAGGGCAAUGUCAUACUAUGUCCCAUGGUUCUACAAAAUGGAUGCCUGCACACUCAGUGUAACCAUCAUAUUUCAGCAGUGAAACUUUGUUAUUGGUAUACAACUGAGAUUUGAGAUAAUAUCUGUCAGUUCAAUUUAGUGUCGUAGGAGGAUUCUUGAGUUGUAAGGGCUUCUGUAUUUUGUAUGGUGGUGCAUAAUAGGUCUGUGAUGCUUACAACUUCAGAGUGGAGGAAUUGUUGAACUGUGCAAAGCCUGCGUCGUCAAUCUCUUGAAAGGACAUUUUUAGACCUGUUGAUUUUCAUUCUUAUGUAAUUGUUUAGAGUUUUGAUACAAUUUUCAUUUUCCACAAAAUAACUCAGUUUAUUGUAAUGUUUUGUGAAUUCUGUCCAAUUAUGCCAUUAAAACAAGAUGCAUUUACA
This is a messenger RNA of Esox lucius (northern pike), 1879 nucleotides long. It is a transcript of the gene rbm22, whose product is annotated as RNA binding motif protein 22. Gene Ontology annotation, cellular component: U2-type catalytic step 1 spliceosome; U2-type catalytic step 2 spliceosome; Prp19 complex. The transcript is spliced from 11 exons. NCBI's taxonomy places the organism in Eukaryota, Metazoa, Chordata, Actinopteri, Esociformes, Esocidae. The record is from RefSeq and is a predicted model, not a curated record. The coding region runs from base 28 to 1299 and encodes 423 amino acids. Gene Ontology annotation, molecular function: pre-mRNA binding; U6 snRNA binding; metal ion binding.